UGCGGCGUCGCCGUGACGGCCGGAGGGUAUCGACCGGGUGGUGGCGUCGGGAAGCGUCGUCGCAGAGACGCGUCGUCACCACGCCUGAUUCGGUGCAGUCGCAAUCUGCCGUUUAAUGACGACUGGACGCAUUCACCUGCUGGUAGCGUCAUAUUCUUCCGGAAGCGAUAAGUGACUGACUGACAUUGACAGGACCGUAUAUCAAAGAAAACUUCGCCGUUUUUUGAAAACAAUCUUAAUAGCGGAAGUGCAAGAAAUCCGACGUCAUGCUGCUGGGACUCGUCAGGGAAUCUGUCAUGCAGUGUUUCUGUCAUACGUGCAGGGCACCAAUUCCACCUGCCGUGGUGCGAAGUCAAGCAGCAAUUUCGAAAAUAAAAGCCAAACCACGAACAUAUCAACCGAAGAAAGUAAAAUUCGUUUCAACUGAAGUAAGAUGUCAAGAAAAAACCAGGGGAGGUCUCUGUUAUGAAGUUAUCCUGAGUGAGCCUGAAGUUAAGGCUGCUCCUCCUAAGAGACCCUCUUCCCCUCCCAAUAAAAAUAUGUCGAUACAGGAAAUUGAGGAAAAGCUGAAGGCCGCUGAAGAGCGGAAAAAGCAACUGGAGCAAAACAAAGUAGCUGCUCUGUCUGCACAAAUAAUGAAGAUUGAGGAAGCGUCUCGGAAGAAGGAUGAACAAACCAAUCAAUUUAUUUCUGCUACCAGAGAAGCUCUCGAGCAAAAGAUGGAAAACCAUAUCGGGAAACGCGAGGCAUUUAUUACUGAUCUCAAAACUAAAAUGAAGGAUCAUAUUGAGAAUGUGGAAAAAACAAGAAUGUCAUUAGAACAACAGUGUGAUGAAGUUCGACUUGCUCUGGAAGAAAAGAUGAAAAUUGCUUCUGCCCAACGUGAUGAUAACAUUAAAAAGAUGCUCGACCGUCUCAAGGAACAUGAAGAGCAAGUCAACAAGGUUCGCGCUAGCAAUUUAGUCAAAUUUCAGCAGCUCGACGCAGCUGUUCAAGAAAAGCUAGAACAGGCCCAAUUGAGACGAUCGCAACUCGAACAAGAACAAAAAGAAAAACUCAGAAAUCACAACAGCCAUUUAGAAGAAGUUAAGCAAACAGUAACAUCUACUGAAGAGGUUCGUAAAACAGAAAAAGUUGUAAAAAUCGAAACAAAACUAACUGUAGCAGAACAAAAUAGAGAAAAGGAGAUUCAAAAGAAAUUAGAAAAUAUAAAGAAAAACGAACGGCGUGCUGAAAUGGUACGCCAAAACAAGGCAAACAAGGUACAAGGUAACAACAUUCAAGAGACUGCUUCUUCAGGUUAAACAAUUGGAACCAAAGAUGAACUACAACCUUGCACACGUAUUUUUAUGUUAUUAUUAUUAACAGCUUGCUUUUAAAUAGACUGAUUAAUAUUGAAUUUUAGUGUAAUCCAAACUUACUAUGAUAUAUUUCUUUUAUAAUUAGCAACCCACAUUUUUUAUUAAAUUUUUAUUAUUAUUUGCCUUUUAUUAUGUUGUUACAUUUGCUUAUUUUUGGUACUUUAAAAAUUCUUAUACCUAUCGCAUCAAUUAUUAGUAUGUCACCUGUUAUUUUUGUUCAAGCAUUAAUUCUUAAUUAUAACAUAAUACUGCAUUGUUGUUACCGUAUUAUUAAAGGCAUAAAGUAUUACAAAGUAAAGGACUGCUUAGGAAAUAAAACAGUAUAAUAGAAAUGAAUUGCUGAUUUAGGCUGGUUUCAGUUUGAAUGUUAUAUUUGGAUGAAUUCACAAUAAGUAGAGGGGCAAUUACAAUAAAUCUAGACGUUGACUUCGUGAAUUUCUAGGACUUCGUUUUAGAACAUGAAGAUCGUUGGUUAUUUAUAAAUUACGAACGUUUUACAAACAUUACUUUCCCCUUCAUCAGAACUAGAAACAGAAGAGAAGACAUAGAAAAAAAAUUGAAAACUUAUGAAGAAAGGAGAAUAUACACUAGUAAGAAUAAGAAUCUAAACUCAUGCAACAGAAUAUAAUAAAAGCCAGUGAUUUCCGUCACCGACGACCUUCACUAUUGUGUUUCUCUACUGAUGGGGUUUCCAAUGAAGGGUCUGUGCUCUUGGUGGUGCACCAAAUCCUAAAGAAAAUCCUGCUGAAAGAAAAUGACUAAAACAGACAUAACGUUUAAAUAACAACACAUUUAUUAAUGUCACCACAUUGGUCAUUUCGCUGUAUGUACAGUAACUUCUUCAAGUCUCAGCUGAAAGAAAUAAUUUGUGUUGUAACUCAAACUUCUGUUUGUUUGCCGUUGUCACAAUAAUUAAAAGCUUCAUCGAUUCAGACAAAAAUUAUUUAAGGAUUAUAAUAAUUGAAUAAACAAAAGUCGACUAAUUGGGAAACUCGCGCGUGCCAAUUUGCUUAUAGACGCGAAAUAGUAUUUCACAACUUUUUAAUAACUAAAUUAUGAAAUUUUUUUAUUUUCAUAUCUUAGUUCGAUUUCUUCCUUUAUACAUUUCUGAAAGUUGUAAUGUUUAAAAAAACGUUGACAUGAUUAAUACCAACGAUUAAUACAAAUCAAACUCUGACAUAAAUACGAAGUCUUCUAGAAAUGAUUUCAUAAUCCUUCAGUUCUACAUUAAAAGUGUUUUAGCUAACAAAAUAACUAGUCGGACUACUUAUUAACGUCAACAAUAAGUUGAAAUAUAUUAAUGGAAAAAAUAAGUUUCACAAUAAAGCUUCGCAUUGUGAUAUUAUUUAAGUAAUAAAAAAGUUGUCUUGUACUUAUUUUUUGUUAUUUAUUUAAUAAAUUAACUGAUUAGCUUUGUAAUGUACCAAUUAAGCCAUAUUAAUAACGUCUCAAAAAAAUUAGUGUUAGCCUUACAAUGAUUAUUUCGUUUAUUCUGAUAACUCUUUUUCAGUACAUUUCUAAUUAAAAGAACUGAAUUAUCUGGUUGCAUCACAUCUCUAUGCUCCUAAUUGGUUCCAUCCAUUUUUAUUAGUUAAAUAAAUUCGUAAAACAAUUAAAUUUAGGAAACUAAUCGGGGUUCCUUCGACGUUUUAGUUUAGUAUAGAAAUUUUAGCGAAAUUUGUAGGAUGUUAAGUUUAAUAUUAACAUGAUAUCAGAAAAGAUUGCGCCGCUUAAAUACUAAAGACUUCCAGUUGAUAGGCUUACACUAAUGAGUUAAUGAAAUUCAUAAGUUAAUAAGAUGGAUUAUUAGUAACCCUUAAUGAUGUAACGUACCUACUAUUAAGGUCAUGCCUUGGGUAACUAAUGGUGAAACAUUUAAAACAGCAAAUGGAAUAUAUCAGUAUGACAUCAGUAAGAAUAAUUAUCAUUAUAGGCAUAAGUGUUGUAUAUUAUUUAUAUUGUAAGAACUUAUCAAAUUAUUAACUGUGUGAAACUGCCACUGUUGCUGCCUUGCGUGUAUCGAAUUGAUGAAUGAAAUCUUACUUAGCUUACAAUACAGGGGCGAAACAUUUUAUUGCUCACCAACAGGGGUGUGUUAUAAUUUAAUAUACAUUUAAAUAUAAACAAACAAUAAACUGCUAAAAUAGAAAUAGUAAUAAUAAUAAACAAUAAUAUUAAUUAAUAACGACAAUGUUACAACAGUACAUAUUGCACUUGCAGAAAUGAAUGUAAGCAUUUCUCACCUAUACUUAAUACUUAUUACUAGCUUCUGUGAUGGAUUGUUCUCUUUGAUGUAUAAAAUUUAUUAACAAAAAGAUACAUAUUUAAUUAAAAUGUAUAUCUGCCAUAUUUAUAUACAAGUAUGUGUAUGUAAUAUGUAGCGCAAAUAACUAAGCACCAACUUUAAUAAGAAUACCUUGUACGCUUUAGUAUGUUAGUAAACUACAUAGAAAGUUUAAGGUUUUUGCAGCUGUUUGUACGUUUGACCAUAGCGACUUUUAUAGGUGUUUUGUGAGGCAAAAGCUUGUUUCUUAAUAAAAAAACACUAACAAUG
Molecule: messenger RNA, 3915 nt
Organism: Agrilus planipennis (emerald ash borer)
Lineage: Eukaryota; Metazoa; Arthropoda; Insecta; Coleoptera; Buprestidae
Product: stathmin-1-A
Exons: 8
Coding region: 267-1304 (345 amino acids)
Biological process (GO): neuron projection development; regulation of microtubule polymerization or depolymerization; microtubule depolymerization
Cellular component (GO): neuron projection; cytoplasm
Molecular function (GO): tubulin binding
Source: RefSeq, a predicted model, not a curated record